GGGAGGACGUGAGGGAGACGCGGGCGUGCGCGGGGAAAUGGGGUAGACGCGGGCGAGGCCGAGGUGGGAGCCUGCCUUGCCUGAGGCGCACCCCGAGUUUGUGGGGGGUGACCCCGCAGCGAGGGGCAGCGGAGGCCGCUCGCGGUAUGUCGAGUUUUGACUAUCGCGGUUCUCGGUCUUCGGGACCAGAGCCCUUGAACAUCCGAAGUUCAAAUCCCGCGUACUUGACGCCGCUUUUCAUCGGGCGCCAGGGCGAUUUAAUGCUCGCUUGGGUUUGCAGAUUCCGUGUCAUUUUGUUGUGGGAGUUCGACAUUGCGGAAGUGGGUCGACUCUAAUCUAUUAGACGACCCUUGUUCCGUCUUAGGCCGAUAAAAAAGGUGUCUGUUUUAUCGACCCUUGGAGGGAGGGAUGAUGGGUUGAGUCAACCCCCAUCCGACGUGAAGUUCCGAUUACCAACGGCUCGCUCCCCCCGCUGGGCCGGCGAGGUGGCGGAGGGCUCGACGAGGGGAAUGUUGCGCUAGACUCGUGUUCUUCACUAAGGUUCAGAGGCUGCGUGAAGCUGUCUCUGAAUGCGGCUCCGGACAAGGUGGAGGUGGUGCUGGAGGAGGAUGGCACCAUCGUCGAUGAUGAUGACUACCUGCAGCUGCUGGACAAGAACUCGCGCCUCAUGCUGUUGCAGCCGGGAGAGCGAUGGGACCAGCCCCGUGUGGACGACGAGGUGGAGACGGAUGGGAGGCCGCUAUCCCAGAGCGAAGAGGUGGCCCGGAUGCUGCACAGGGACCUCGGACUCAUCAUCAACCUAUCCGACUUGCAGCUGCGCGCGGUGGCGGAGGAGCAACCGGCGGUGCUCGCACGCUGGCUGGGCGGCGAGGAGGCCGCCGAACUCGUGUCCGGGGCAUGCGGCCGCGUCCUGGACAGCCGCCAGCAGCUCCGAGACGUCCACUCCUUCGUCGCCCUGUACCGCCGCGCCGAGGACCACGACCGCCAACUCCGCGGGGACUGCUCCCGGGAGGUUGCCGCCGACGACGACGUCACGGACGGCCGCUCCCCCCACCCUCCGCCCGUCGUCGACCCGGGCCCCGCCGUGGGCGACCGCCGGCCGGAGCUUCGGCCGUCGGCCACCCUCGACGCGGCGCUGCUGGGUCAGCUCGCGGGCGUCCUGACCGCGGAGCUGGGCCUCUCCACGGAGCAGCUGGAGCGCGUGACGGAGGCCGGGCCGGCUGCCGUGGGCCGCGGCCUCGGCGUGAGCACACAGGACGCUCUCCCCAUCGUGCGAGCCUGCCAGCGCGAGAGGGAGUCACGCUGCCAGCAGCUGCUUCACCUUGGCCACGUCAGGAGGAGCAACCCGGGCCCUGUCAAACCGGGCCCCGUCGACCCGGGCCCCGUCGACCCAGGCCCCGUCGACCCGGGCGUCCCCACGUCGCGUUCGUCCAUAGACGUCAAGGACAACCGGCCCCCUCCCUUGGUGGCGCUGCUGGACCGGCUUGUGGACCGCCGAACCACAGAGCCGGGCCUCUCCAUGAACGAGCUGAGGCGCGUGAUGAGGGCCAAGAAUGCCACCGUGGCCCGCCACCUCGGCGUGACCAAUGAGAACGCUCGCAGCAUCAUGCGGGCCUGCAUGAGAGAGAAGAAUUCACGCCACCAGCGGCUGCAUUGCCUCGAGCACAUCAGGAGCAACCCAAGCCCUGUCGACCCGGGCCCCGUCGACCCGGGCCCCGUCGACUCUGCAUCGUGUUCGUCCGUAAACGUCGAGUCCGACUGGUGGCGAAGGCUUCGACCAUCAGGCCCCCUCACCGUGGCGCUGCUGGGCCGGCUUGUGGACCACCGACCUACGGAGCCGGGCCUCUCCAUGGUGGAGCUGGAACAAGUGAUUGAAGCCAGGGUGGCCGCCAUGGCCCACGGUCUCUGCGUGAGCGAGUCAGAUGCUGAUAACGUCAUAAAGACCUGCCAGCACGAGAUGGAUUCGCGCUGUGAGCGGAUGCCCCUCCUCAACGACAGCAGGUUGAGCAACCCGAAACUUUCUCACCGUUCAGUGCCCCUGGAGCCGGACGCGAAGAGCGGCCUGCGAGUGCGCAAGCGUAGGCGGGUGAUGGACCAAGGCAGCAGCGGGCGGCCGGGAGAGCAGCAGAAGGAGCAAGAGGAGGAGGGCCCGGACUGUGAAGAAGUGAAACCGAAAAUGCUCUCGUUAUCAUCAGCAACAGCAGCAUCAGCUGAUGCUGUUGUUGCCGAUUCUCCUCCUGAUUUGCUCAAGACCAUGCAACCGAUGGUGCCUUGAAUUCUUCUCGCUCUUGACUGUGGCAGGAUCUCUCUGUGUGAGUAGCGUGCGUUCCUGUUCCGUUCAUGAUGAGAGUUCGCUGCUGCUGCUGCAGUCCCCUUAUCCCUCCCGUGACGGCGGUGCAUGGAGGUCUCGAAGGAGGUCUCUCCUCCACCGCCUCGUCGCCCUGUCCGUUCGGGACCCUGUUCCGAACGGAUGACAGACUGUUGGGGAAAGAGCUGUUAGUUGGAAGAGCCUAUGAAGGCCGACAGGGCACAUGAGGGGUUGGAUGGCCAGCACCACGCCUGACCACCUUUGUCUCCUACAUGGCGGUGUUUACACACCAUGCCAAGUACUCAUUUGAGGCCGAGUAGACCUAGGGGAUGCCCAGGACCGGUUCAGAUAAUUGUUACUGCUGUUGGCCAGCGCACCAACUGUGACACUCUCGCUCUAAAUACAAACAUCCCCCGUUUAGCCUUAACAAACUGUUGGGACAAGUUUUGUUAGCAAACAUCACCUAUUAAGGCCGGCACAGCAUACACAUGGGGUGGGCGGCCAGCACUGCGCCCGGCCGCCUUUGUAUAACCAGUGCUGAUAAUUAACACACUGCACCAGGUACUUAUUUAAGGCCGAGUCGACCUAGGGCAGGCCCAGAACUGGUUUAGAUAUAAUCGAUGAUGUCCUUGAGCGGGAAUCGAACCCUAGUCACUGGGUUUGUCGCGCAAUGCGCUAACCACUGCGUUUCCGCUCCUCACACACGCAGACACGCGCGUGCCAUGUAACCAGUCAACUUCCCAAUGCGGGGAAACCACCAAUUGGUCGAUGACACAGCAAGACUCACUGCCUGCUGAUCCUAGGAAAAGGAGACUGGGCGAGGAUUUUUUUUAUGUUAAACCAGUGCAAUGCUAAUAAUCUGCGGGUCUACACACCCGCGAUGGUGGUUUCGUAUUGGUCAUUAGCCAGCAGGCAAAAGCCAACGUCUCGUUGCACCUCGACUCCUGCAUGACGAUGUUGACGCACCGCACCAAGUACCCGGGCCCCGUCGACCCGGGCCCGGCUUGCUCCUCCUGACGUGCUCGAGGCCAAGCAGCCGCUGGUGGCGUGAAGGCCUCUCGCUCGGGCAGCCUCGCGUGACCCAUUAUUUUCGGAGCUAGAUUUUAAUGGGUUCUGGGACAUGGGGCCGCCUGUGUGUGGUGUGUUGUGGGGGGCACGGUGCUUCUAUGUGGUAUAGGGUGGGGGGGGCACAGGGUGUCUUGUGGGGGGUACAGCUUUGUGUUGUGGGGGGGGGCACAGGGUGACUGUAAUGGCUUUGUAGUUCAACCACUCAACCACAAACCCAGCCACCCCCAGUUGGAUUUGGUGUUGUAGCUUGACUUUGGCGCUGAACAGCGACAUGUUACCGGAUCCUGGACCCUCCGCUAUGUCGAGUUGGCCUUGAUUGAGUUCCUGGAGUGGCCAGUGAAUAAUCAGCACACAGACACCGGACUCAAGCGACGUGCCGACCUCCUGCUGUGUCCGUUGGGCUGUGUUCGGGUUCUCAUGAAAGCAGCAGAGGGCAAACAUUGCAAGGGCUUUCAUUUUGACACGGGUAAAAUCAAGGCAGCGCCCGCUUGGACAAUUGUUGACAGCGCCGGUUGGGGGUCGUCCAUAAAUGACGUCACGCGAUUUUGGACGAUUUUUGACCUCCCCCCCCCUCGUCACACGGCGUCACAAAAAGUCAGACCCCCCCUCAAAUAUGACGUCACAAAGCUCUGCACCCCCCCCCAAACCAUAUUUCCAUUUUGAAAAUAAAACAUGCUUCAAAUCGCUUUAAACUACUGUCAUUUUAGUGCCUAUUUAAUGUGGCGCUGCACUCUGAUGUUGGAGAAAACAUUUAUUAAAAAGUCUAUUUUAUUAAGUAGAA
Molecule: messenger RNA, 4157 nt
Organism: Lethenteron reissneri (Far Eastern brook lamprey)
Lineage: Eukaryota; Metazoa; Chordata; Hyperoartia; Petromyzontiformes; Petromyzontidae
Gene: DFFA
Product: DNA fragmentation factor subunit alpha
Biological process (GO): regulation of apoptotic process; apoptotic process
Source: RefSeq, a predicted model, not a curated record